GUUUUGAAGCAAAGAGGGUCGAGUGAACGACAACGACAAGGACCCGAAAAGUGUUGAUAAUGCGACGGUAAAACUAUGUACAUGGAACGCAAUUGAGAACGAGCUCAUACCGACAACGAGCAAAUACCUGUUGGCAGCACUGUGCAGCAAGUGAAGUUUCAUCUGCACAGUGGAAAUUAAAUGCAUCGACGACGACGGACGGCGCAUGGACAAAACUACGAAGCACUGGAAAAUACUCAGUAGGUACACAUGGAUAUGAGAAGCAGUCCUAGGGGGAUGAUCAAGAUUUCAAUCAACAACAACAACAUUUCCAUUUUUUCAAAGCAACGUCGAGGACGACACGUUCAAGGACGUCGAGUGUUUCCCGACGAGAAGACCACGCGACGCUUACUACUGUGAAGCCUCCUUGUCCGUUCUGACUGGCGAAAAUGAUUGGGCGCAGGAUGCUGCCACGUACUCCCCUUCCUUUGUGUCGCUGUGUCCGAUCUCAAAUGCAAAGGCGUGGGUACAACACCUCUACAACAUCGUUAACAUCUUCGUUUUCAACAUCUGGAGGAGCUGGCGGCUCUAUAACCAGAGGCGCAACAAAGUCCUCGACUAGUACUUCUUGUUCAACAACAAGCUCGUCAUUUUCAAUAUCUUUGCCAACUAGCUGCACUUCUGGUGGAGCAACAGGAGGAACUUUCAGCAAGCAAGCAGUUCGCAUGUUUCAGAAGAAGGCGCCUCUGCUGUCGUUGUUAGACCGUUAUCGAAGAGGGAAUCAAAGUCACAGAUUUGCUGGUCCUGGUGGAGAACCAGUAUUUUUUGCGCAGCGGUACCGUGCAAGAAACACUGAGCUCGACGAGGGAGCCAUUAGAAACAGGACUGUUUUUGUGACAGUGGCGAAGCAAGGUCAUGGAAUAAAUAGAGCAGAACCGGAGACCGAUGCUGGACAUGUUGGAGCGAGCUCUACCCCAGCAGGAGUCGACUUGUUCUUCGAUAGUACGUCUUCGUGUUCGUCUUCUGCGCCUCCUCCAUCAGCGCCACAUCUAACGGGCACCGAGCAACCGCCAACACUCCCACAAAAUUACACAGUGGGCGGCAGUUCAUCUUCUACUGCACCUUAUCGAAGUGCACGGUUUGAAAUGGAGCGUCAAAUAGACCCGAGAAGCAUGUCCAGCUUGUGUCCGGCUGUUGCUUCCUCAUCAGUAGCUCAAGGGUUAACUGCUAGCGGCGUUUAUCCGAGUGAAUGGACACGAGCAGCUUCUUACAGCAGAAGAAGCAUGAUGAAGAGGACAACUUCUAGUUUAGCAACGAGAUACUCCUCCAGCACACUGCAUCUUCUAGCAGGCUGCAACCAUUCUGGCACUCGUAGCAGCUGUAGUCCCGCUAGCAACAUAGAUAUGUUUCAACGCCACCUGCAUACAUCGCUCUCGCCGAUUAGAAGAGCGCCAGAGGCGAGCAGUGACGGCUCUAUCAAAGCGAGAUCAGGAUCUGCUGCGUCUGCUAGUUUAGAAUCGACGGCUGAAGAUAUCUCAACAGAACUGCGGAAAAAUAGCGAAAUAAAUUUAUUGAUACCCCGGAAGGUCGCGGCUCCGACAUGGAACCAGUUACACAUCUACGCAGCGCAUUGCGCAGUACCCAUGGUAGGCUUUGGUAUGAUGGAUAACUUCAUCAUGAUUCAAGCCGGCGAUAUCAUAGACUGCAGCAUCGGUGCUGUAUUCGGCUUUUCGACCAUCACAGCGGCAGCUAUGGGCCAGGUAAUACACAGAGACUAUUUAUUAUAUGUUCUCCUCCCUCUUCAUCUUCUGGCAUCUUCCAGAUCCAGACGUCGUGACUGGUGGAGAAAUAACUACUCCAAUAUGCAUGGGCUGAAGUAAAUAGAGUCAUAAUCUUCACACGAAUAGUCGGGAGUAAAUGUAGCUUUCACACCUCGAGUGGUCAAUACCAAGAGGGCCUGAGUCUGACCCUACCUCUCCUUUUUGUACUUGGAAGCUUUGUUCAAAACCGACACUCCUUAGAUCUGUUCUGACACUUCUGGCGUGUGUUUCGGUGGCUUUGUGGAUGCUUUUUUCAACAGUCUAGGGCUCCCGAAAGCUGACCUCACUCCAGACCAGAUUGCGCUUGAUAGUGUUCGCUUUGUCCGCACUGUUGCCAUGGCGAUAGGAGUUUUUUCGGUACUUUAAUGUACUAGCAAUCAUAGUUUUCUAUCUUUAGUAGGUAUCUAUUAUUUCAUCUUGUUCUUGUUGCAGUGCUCCUAGACCUAGAAUCACGGCCAGAUCUAGUAGAACCAGACGCAGAGGAGACACUAACUCUUCACAGUGAUAGAAAUACUUUGUACAUCAUGCACUCGUCGGUCCUGACAUAGUUCUAGUACAACAAGAUCGUUGAAACCAAUAACGCCUAGGGCUGCCUGAUAGGGAUGACGAGUCUUUUGUUCAUGGACUUGGAUAAGAAGGAGCGCCUCAAACGUCAGAAAGCAUUAGCAACAAUUUUUAGCACCCUGGCUGAAGAAGGCUCCGACCUAUGUAAUGUGGAGCGUUGUACCCUCUACAUCGUGGAGGAUGAUCAACAACAUGCUUGGAGUGCUGCGCGAAGGGUAUAGGAAGCCCUCGUUGAUCUUGAUCUAGUACUUGCCAGCGCUUGUUUAUUAUCAAGGCAAAACUACUGCGGGGAACCACUUUUCAGCAUCAACAUUUUGCUCUCCUACUUUCUCGUGUCCUCAGACAUGUAGCUUUACUACUCUGCAUGGUACUUCUGUACAAAAUCAGAUUCGCUUGACGAUAAAUGCGAAAAGAAUCAAGAAAGAAUGCGUGAAGGAAAUCAAUAAGGCGGCCAUCGGAGACAUUGUCAGCACGCAAGUUUUAGUAGAUUGCCUUCGAAAAUUGGGUUGGAAUGAAGCUGACAUUAUGGAGCGAGUAUCAGGUACAAUUAUAUAUGUACCCCCCCUGUGGAUGGAUCUGGGGUGGACGGCGCCAGAGGGGUCCAGCCUUGCCACCUUUGGCAGGUCUGUAGGGUUGGGCACAUGCAACACGCCAGAGGGGUCCAGCCUUGCCACCUUUGCCAGGUCUGUCGGGUACAUGCAGCACGCCAAGGGGGUGGGUCCCGCCUUGCCUCCUCUGCCAGCUCUGUCGGGUGCCUGCAACACGACAAGAAGGCCCAGCCUUUGCCACCUUUGCCAGGUCUGUAGGGUACACGCAACAAGCCAGCGGGGUCCUGCCUUGCCUUGGCGCUCUAGGGUACAGGCAAGAAGCGGGGAGGGGUCAGAGGUGGGCGCUUUGAGGCCUUCCCGCCCGGCAGCCCCUCCAAAAGAGGGCCCGGGGCUGGGAGGCCCUCCCCCUCAAAAAUUUAGAUCGGGAGGGGGGGCCUUCAGCCCUGAGCCCUGGAGCGUAUGAAUAUAAUAUAUAUGCUUAGGCCCUGCGGCGCUCAAAGCACUAAGUAAAACAACCGGUUAGUUUUCACCUUGAUCACAAACGUAGACUUAUCCCGUGCAACAAUAUAUAUGCUUAGGCCCAGCGUGCAAUCAUAUAUACUAUAAUUAUCUAUAUUAUAAACCAAAACUUAUUUUCAAUGCUAAACAGGAGGGAGUUUACGGCUUUAGAUGUACGCAAAUCAUGGCAAAGAUGUACGGGCGAGAUGUAUACGUCUGAGAUAUAUAUCUCGAGAUAUAUAUCUUGUACGUAAAUCACGGGAAAGAUGUACUCUCGAGAUGUACUCACACCGGGGCGAUUCAUAGUAGGCUUCCAAAAUUCUACUUUUUUGAGAUGUACGGAAAUCAUGGGAAAGAUGUACGGGCUAGACGUAUACAUCUCGCGCCGUAAAAAUGCCGCGUUUUUGAGUACAACUUUCCCGCGAUUCUGCUCCUGCUAAGGCUUUCGGCAGUACCUCAACCCUGAUCCAACAGCACAGGCCAAAGACUGCGCUGCAUGGACAAAAAACGAAGAGCAAAGCGCCUCAGCCUGAGGCCAGUCACCUCAUGAAGAAAAAAGAAAACCCGCCGCGUCUGCGUAUGUGCUACAAUAAGGGCACGCAUGCAAGUAAAGAAAUGCAAACAGAGGCAAGCAUCCAGCAGCUACACGCUGAGCAAGUUAGCAUCUGCUUGCUUUUUGGAUAAGGCGCCUGAGCUGGCUCAAAGGGUCAGACCUUUCAAGCAGGUCAAAAGCAGCCAGCGACUUCACAAAGCUGCGCGCCUUGGAUAUGGGACUUGGAGCUGACUCAAAGGAUGGGGCCGCUCAAGCAGGUCAAAAGUAGACAGCAACUUCAUAAAGCUGCGCCUUUUGGAUAAGAAGUCUGAGCUGGCUCAAACUCAAAGGCUGGGACCUUUCAAGCACCUCAAAAGUGGACAGCAAUCCCAUAAAGUUGCGCUUUUAAAAAGAUAAGGAGUCUGAGCGGGCUCAAAGGGUGGGACCUUUCAAGCAGGUCAAAAGUAGACAGCAACCGCAUAAAGUUGCACUUUUUGGAUAAGAGGCCUGAGCUGGCUCAAAGGGUGAGGCCUUUCAAGCAGGUCAAAAGUAGGCAGCAAUCUCAUAGAGUUGUGCUUUUUGGAUAAGGAGUCUGAGCGGCGUCAAAGGGUGAGACCUUUCAAGCAGCUCAAAAGCAGACAGCAGCGGCAAAGUGUUGCGCUUUUUGGAUAACAGGCUUUAGCCUGAGCUAAGUCAAAGGGUGACACCUUUCAAGCAGCUCGAAAGUAGGCAGCAGCUUCAUAGAGUUGCGCCCUUUGGAUAAGGGGUCUGAGCUGGGUCAAAGGGUGGGACCUUUCAAGCAGGUCAAAAAUAGACUAGACAGGAAACGCAGAAAGCCGCACGCUUUGCAUAAGCGGCCAGAGCAGGGCGAAAAGGUGGGACCCUUCAAGCAGGUCAAAAGUAGACGACAGCAGUCGCAUAAAGUUGCGCGCUUCGGAUGGGAUGCCUGACCUGAGCUGGGUCAAAAGGUGGGACCUUUCAAGCAGGUCAAAAGUGGGCAGCAAUUUCUUACAGUUGCGCUCUUUGAGUAAGAGGCCGCGCUUGACUUGACUGAGUGAAAGCGUGGGACCUUAUGAGCAGGCCAAAAGUAGGCAGCAGCUUCAUGGAGUAAGUUGCGCGCUUUUGGCAGGGAGCUUGAGCAUGCAAAGUCAAAAGGCAGGCGGAGGCGGGACCCCUCAAACAAGCCAAGCCAAAAGCAGACAGCAGCCCCAUAGAGUUGCGCUUUUUGGGUAGGAUGCUUGAGCCUGAUCAAAAGGUGGGACCUUUCAAGCAGGUCAAAAGUGGGCAGCAAUUCCAUGAAGCUGCGCGCUUUGAAUAAGCAGGCUGGCCAGAUCUGGGCCAAAGAGUGAGACCUUUCAAGCAGGUCAAAAAUGGGCAGCAAUUUCAUAGAGUUGUGCCCUUUGUGGAAGGUCUCUGAGCUGACUGAAAGGCUGGGACCUUUCAAGCAGGUCAAAAGUGGAGAGCAAUAUCAUACCGCUGCGCCUUUUGGGUCGGUGAGAGGUUUGAGCAGAGUCAAAAGCUGGGACCUUUCAAGCAGGUCGCUCUGCUCAAAAGUAGGCAGCAACUUCAUAAAGCUGCGCCUUUUGGGUAGGGUGCCUGCGCUGGGUCAGAGGGUGAGGCCUUUCCAGCAAGUCAAAAGGGCCAGCAGCUUCACAACGUUGCGCCGUUUGGGUGAGGGUCUUGAACUGCGCCAAAGGGUGGGACCUCUUAAGCAGCUCACAAAUACGCAGCAACUUCAUCGCGCUGCGCUUUUUGGAUAGGAAAAGAAUGGGCGCAAAGGAUAAGGCCUCUCGAGUAAGCCAUAAGUAACGAGCAGGCCCAUCGGCUUGGGCUUGCUUCUUGAUCAGAAAGCCCAAGUGGCUCACAUGUUGCAUCGCCCAAGCACGUGAAAGCCGCGCAGCACUCGCGUGGGGUUGUUCUUGUUCAGUCACUUAGAUCAAAGCCGUGAGAUGACGCAUGCCCACACCUCUCGAGAAAGCCAGAAGCAGACAAGGAAGCUAAGCGAUAGGGCGCGGCUUACCGUAGGCUUGAGAGGGUAAAAGGCUCACAGAUAGCACACGCGAAGCAGCUGAAAAGUAGGCAAAAGCGCGACACCAUAAAGCUGCGCGAUUUGGAUGGAACAAAACCCAAAACGGCGCAAAGAGUAAAACCCCGCAAACGGGCUGAGAGUAGAAUGAACGGGGCCGCCCCCUAGUUCUCUCCACGGAAAAGACCCACUGUAGACGUUCUCACGGUGAGCGGAGUCGGGCGUAGUGCUUCGCCCACUAUGCUGAGGACCGAAAGCAACAAGCCUGAGGCCCCCCCCGCGACACUGCCACGCCAGCCGGAGGCGCAACACGCUGCAAGAGUAGGGGACCCACGCCCAAAACCCAGGCCAGGGAGCGCGUGAGGCUCUCACGUUGAGCGGAGUCAACCGGAGUGCUUCGCCCAGCGAGCCACUACGCUGAGAACCGAAAACAGCAGGCCCGGAGUGAUCUGCCUGGGGAUUUGACUCUCGGCAAAUGUAUUUGGUUACCCGUUUACUUCAUUCGUUCCAAGCAGUUCCUUUUUGGGCGUUUCGGGUGCUUCCAGGGUGAGGGUUUAUGUAGCACGUCGUAGCUUGUAGCACGUAGCUGCUUUGCUUAUUCCAUAGCCCGCCACUCUAUACGUAAUUCGUAGCACGCCGGUAGGCCGUGCGGGUUUUAUGUAACUCGUAGCAUUUGCAAGACCCUUCCGCCCUGCCCCGGCGUGUGUACACGCCGGGGGCACGUGGGCGGUAAAUAUAUAGCUUGGGGCUUAGGUCCAGCGGCGCUCAAAGCACUAAAUAAAACAGCCGGUUAGUUUUUACCUCUAGAGUCUUAGCCCUUUCAACAAUAAGAUAAAUGCUUUGCUUGUAGUACAACGAAGGUUAAUGCUAUGGAUUCGAAUUCAAACCCCUAUAUUAUAUAUAAUUCCUCUUCUAAGCUGAGCAAUCUCUGCAGUUCACUUCUACCUAACAAGAACAAGAUUUUUACACAACGUUACACCUCAUAAUUCCCUUUCCAUACAGUGACCGAGAAGCCCGUGUUGUCUAUUGAAGAGGCGUUGAAAAUGAUGGACGACCUAAGCGACACGGGAGAAGAGGAGGAGCGUGUGUCGCUUCUUGAAGGGGGCACAAAGCACUGGGCCGUUGUUAAUAAGCGCGUUUUGUUAUGAACCACAGUUGUUGUACUUGUAGCGGCGUAGUUUUUAUUUUCAAUUUUUUUUUAGAGGACUUUCUUUUUAGUCGACUUGGGCAUACUUGUAGAACAACAACAACAAUGAAACGUCUAGCUCUGCGCGUUUCACCAUGAUCUGACCAGCCUACAAGACGUUGCAAUCUUCUUCUAACUUUCAAUGUGGCAGAUGUUGCUAGUGACACUCGCUUCACCCACUCUGUUCUUCGGUCUGCGGCUCUUCUCGGGGUCGGGGAGAAACAUAAAGUAGAGCAGCAGUCCACCGCACAAAGUGCUGAGAAAGUCGACUUAAGGCUUGUUUCUUAUCGAUCCAUGUAUCACUUUUUUGCAUUUCGUUGGCUUUUCUGGCAGCCAAAAACCCUAGCUCAUGCGUUUCUUUGAUGGAUUCUCUUCUAUGUUCAUGAGGACUCUUUAUAUCAAAGCAUCUUGAUUAUGAUUUUCUCGUGGUCGUGAUACUAUUUUCUAGCAUGGAGAGGCACGGCCACAGAGGGUCGCGUGCGCGUCCAAGACCUUCUCUAAUCAUCGACGCGAAGCUAGUGAAGGCGACUAGCAACCCGCUCCCGCUCCCUUCUUCUACUAGAAACGUGCCUAGCGGGAACGCGAGCGCAAAUCCGCAUGUCAUUGGCGGAGGACUAGAGGUGAUUUCACCGCAUGAUGAGAAAAGCGCGAACAGCACAACCAGCAGCACGCCGUCGAACAAAGGUGAAGAUCAGCAACGGGUAAAGCCCGGUGAAAAGACGGCAGCAGCGCCAGCUCCAGACCACAAAAUUUUCACGCUUUUGCUAGGGCCCGUCUUCGAGGAAGUGGACGAACUGGUAUGUCCUAUGUCCGAUUUUUGAACUAACCUUGAACCCCUAAUCAAUCUCUCUUGUGAUGGUGAUGUUUUUGGCCCGAUCGAUUUCAUCGACAUCUCUGGCUAAGCAGGACAACUAGAAGUGUUUCAAUGCUGUAGUAAAAUCUUUCUACAAUAUCAUCGUACGACCACAGGUACCGGGCACGACACCUGCAAGCGAGCGGAAAGUUAAGGCAGGUCGUUUACACCUUAUUUUUUCCCUUUUUGGAAUUCGAUUGUGACUACUUUUGACAUCCGAUACCAUAUGAUACGUGACAUCUCAGAAUUUCUACAAUUAUUUAGUAGAUCCUGUACUUCUUUUCGUCUGGUGCUCUAAAAAAGUGAUUGGCUUGGUCGAGAUGGUGAACAAGAAAGAUGAAAACGGUAACGUGGUGCCGUUUAGUGCCGACGAUGAGAAACUUGUGCAGAUGCUGUGCGGCCAUUGCUCAUCCUUCAUCCGUCAGGCGCAAGAAGAUUAG
Messenger RNA from Amoebophrya sp. A25, 8446 nucleotides. The record is from the annotation of a GenBank genome assembly. NCBI's taxonomy places the organism in Eukaryota, Dinophyceae, Syndiniales, Amoebophryaceae.